AUGGCGGGCCCCGUGAGACACCCCAUCGACACGAAGGCGCUGGAGCGCUACAUCAGCGAGACCGUGCCCGAGAUCGAGCUGCCGCUGGACGUGAAGCAGUUCGGCUUCGGCCAAUCCAACCCGACCUACCAACUCACCUCCGGCCCCAGCGGCUUGCGCUACGUCCUACGCAAGAAGCCUCCCGGCAAGCUCCUCUCGCAAGCCGCGCACAAAGUCGAGCGCGAGCACCGGAUCCUAUCCGCGCUGUCCUCCACGCCCGUCCCCGUGCCGCGGACCUACUGUCUCUGCGAGGACGCCGGCGUGCUCGGCACGCCCUUCUACGUCAUGUCGCACGUCGAGGGCCGCAUCUUCGAAGACGCCGCCAUGCCAUCCGUCUCUUCCCCCACAGAGCGCACGGCGCUCUGGCGCGCCGCCGUGACCACACUAGCAGCACUACACGCCGUCGACGCCGACGCGGUCGGCCUGGGCAAUUUCGGCAAGAAGGGCGGGUUCUACGCGCGGCAGCUGCGCACCUGGCGCGCCAUCUGCGAGGCGCAGGCCGCGACUCGCGACGUCGACACCAGGGCGCCGGUGGGCGCCAUACCGCACUUCGAGUCCUUACUAGAAUUCUUCGGCGAAGAUGCAGACGCAAUGCCGCGGGACAGGGCUACACUCGUCCACGGCGACUACAAGAUCGACAACUUGGUCUUCCACCCCACCGAGGCGCGCGUGGUCGGCAUCCUGGACUGGGAGAUGAGCACCAUCGGCCACCCGCUGAGCGAUCUGGCGAACCUGAUGCAUCCGUUUUAUUUCGCCUCGUUGGACUCUCUCACCCCAUCCACUACCUCUCCAUCCACCACUACCACUACCACUACCUCCCCCUCAUCCCCCACCAAUACCACCACCACUCUAACCACCAACCCCCUCUCCAACCCCUCCUUCACCACCCACCUCCCCGGCCUCCCCGCCCCGUCCACGGUCCUCGCCUGGUACGCCACCGCGGCCAAGACCUGGGACCCUGCGCCCGAGAUGGGCUGGGCGGCCGCGUUCAGCGUGUUCCGGCUGGCGGCCAUCUGCCAGGGCAUCGCGGCGCGGCUGGCGACGCGGCAGGCCAGCAGCGCCAGCGCGCGCGGGCACGCCGAGGCCAUGGGCCCGCUGGGGGAGACGGCGUGGGAGCUCGUGCGGAGGCAGCGGGAGGGGAGGGGCGGGAGGAGGAACGCAGGAGAUGGGAAGGAGGGGAAGGAGAAAAGCGCCUUGGCGAAGUUGUGA
Molecule: messenger RNA, 1248 nt
Organism: Anthostomella pinea
Lineage: Eukaryota; Fungi; Ascomycota; Sordariomycetes; Xylariales; Xylariaceae
Source: the annotation of a GenBank genome assembly